Messenger RNA from Esox lucius (northern pike), 4790 nucleotides. It is a transcript of the gene cnstb, whose product is annotated as consortin, connexin sorting protein b. Gene Ontology annotation, cellular component: transport vesicle; trans-Golgi network; plasma membrane. The record is from RefSeq and is a predicted model, not a curated record. Gene Ontology annotation, biological process: positive regulation of Golgi to plasma membrane protein transport. Lineage: Eukaryota; Metazoa; Chordata; Actinopteri; Esociformes; Esocidae. The transcript has 12 exons. Gene Ontology annotation, molecular function: connexin binding. The coding region runs from base 430 to 1569 and encodes 379 amino acids.
CAGGAUUACAGAAAAUGCCCGGAUUUAAUCGUAAACAACCAUUGAUCCGCAAAGAGUAUCUCUUCUGCUGAAGGAUCGUUAGAUUCGCUGUGCGGCUCGUGCAUUUAGGACGUCGUGUUUAGAAUAGAAGGAAGCCACGGAACCGUUGGUUAUAUUGCCACGAAUCUUCUGCCUACUGCCGGACAUUAUCUUGCCUGUCACGGUAUCGAAGAGGAUAGGAAGAUAUCCUCAGUGAUCUGCUGGAGGGUUUUCAAGGACCAGGGAAAGCCUUAAACAACCCCAAACAACGACAUUAGAACACAAGGAAGAGGUUAAUAAUAAACAGGAGACUGAGCCAGAAUCCAAUCCUAGUAACAGACAUCCCUGAAGCAGCCAGUCACAGCCCACCUAUAAGCACCGACCCACAGCCUGGAAACCCUGAGGGAGAGGAUGGGCAACAAGAGCACCAGCCCCCCUGGAGACCUGAAGACAGAGAUGACUAAGCAAGAGGCAAACAACUCUGACAUUACCUCAGGAAGGAGCCCCAGAGGCACCCCGGGCCCCAGCCCUGACCUGCUAGCCUCACUACAGACCCUGGGAGAACACAGCGAUCACACACUACUGCCACAGUCCCUUCACCAGAUUGCGGAGGCUUACUCCCUGGAAGAGGAUUGGCUAUCAGAUCAGUGGGCAGUGCAGUUCCUGCAGUUGGAGAGACUGUACCAUGAGCGCCUCCUGUCCAACCUUGCCGCCCUGCAGGAGGACUGGGAAAGACAGUGGAGAGAGAGGAACAGAGCAGCUGAGAACCACAGUAUUGGACAGGAGCACAUAGAAAUACUGAGCCAGAUCUGCAGGACACACAAGAGGCCAAUGGUUAGAGCUGUAAAGAGCAUGGACGAUGCAGUGCAGAAAGACAUUCACAACACAAGGGGGCAGUGUGAGGGGACUGAUAGAGAAACAUCUCCAUCCCACUAUGGAAAAGUCACUAGCAACACUGGAAGACAGACCACACCAACAGCAGCCGACCCUGCUGACGGAGAGGGAGAAGAGGAGGAAGGAGGAGAGAAGGGAGGAGAGGAGGAGGGAGUGGAAGAGGUGGACGUGGACGGACAAGAGGUGGAUGAAGAGGAGGUUUUUGAGGAGAGUCCAGAAGAGGAGGUGAAGGUGGUAGAGUGGCCAGCAGGCGUUCCCCAAGCCUCAGCCAAAGACCUGGUCAAACUGUCUCACGUGGACGAGAGCACGUCACCAGACGGCCUGGUGUCCAUCCUAAAAAGGAGGAGGGCGUCGUUAGAUGGCCUUCCGCCCGAGGGUCCUGACACGGCCAAACAGAACUCUAAACGGAAGGUCCGCUUCAGUGAGCCAGAGGAUGGAAUGGAACCAGACGAGAUGGGCGGAGACUCUUGUUUGAUCCUGCUGUUGUUGUGCUUGGUAACCGUGGUUAUCAGUCUGGGUGGGACGGCUCUCUACUGUGCCCUAGUGGACACCUACAGUAACAUCUGCACCGACUUCUCUCACAACCUGGACUUUUACUUGAUGUACAUUCAGCGCUUCCUGGAUGGAUUCAAACCUUGGCUGCCCUUACGCUCCUAGUCGAGGCUGCCGGGGAGCCGUGAGGACAGACGAGGAAGACUCAGGACCAAAGGCAGCGGUACAAAAUGAGAACUUAACAUACACAAAGCCACCAACUGCAGAAGCUGUGGACUCUUAUGGAAUCCUAGGUGGAAGAUGAACAAGAACACACUGUUCAGUCUGAAACUAGCACCUUAUACUGCCCUUGUCAGGGCAAAGAUGCAGUAGGUGUGUGCUGUUAGUGUUCACUGUACAAACUUCUCUGAGACGAGAAGGAUCUACCUGACCUCAAUAUGAAUUGCAGGAAGUCAUGCAUUGUUAACAGGUAGGUAGCUAGGGGAAAAGGCUGAAUCGGUUUAUUAGCAUUGAUCUGAUGGGAGGCACAGGUGCUGACAUUUCUUCCUACUGACAUUUCAGAUGUUGACCAGAACCCUGCCCCCUCUCUAUUUUUGAAUCUUUUCUUUAUUUUAGCAGACUCAAACUUCAGCCAGGGGUUUUGAAAGUGGUGCUCACUAACCAAAAUUGGUCCCAGGUUUUUUUGUACUACACCAUCCAAUAGUGUACAACUUCAUCCCUUUUGUGUGAUAGGUUAUGAAUGUUUCCAAUGUGUAUGAUAUCAUACACAUUUAGCAAAGUGUGUAACAUGCUACACAUUUGUGUUUUAGCUCCUGUAGUACAUCUUUAACCUCAAGACUGGCACCACACAAGCCCACAAAAACUAAGAGAAACUAAAUAUAAAAACAUACAUUUUAAAGUAUAUUCCAGUUUCUGAAUUAAUAAAGAUGUUUAUCUUCUAACAUAAAAUGUUUUAUCUGAGAAGCCUGAUAAAUUAUUUAUCUGAAUGUAAAGCCUUUUAUUAGGCUUUACAUUCUAAAGCCUGAUAAAACUUAAAGUAUGCUAUUAAAAAAGGACAUUUGUAGAUUGAACAGACCGUUUACUAUUAAGUCUCAUUGACUAUUUGACUACUUAACUUGUCAAAUGUAGCCUACAUGUUACAUGUACAUUUUACAUAUUUUUUUCUAGAUCAAGACAAGGGUCCAGAAUUACUCAUACAUUCCUCAGAAGAUACUCUCAAGGUUGUUGACCACUGCUAAUGUCUGAAAGUUCUUUUGUGAAAAAUGCCUCCCUGGAACCGGCAUAUUGUAAAUUAUUUUUUUAUUCAAACAAAGGUUAUGAUAUCAAUACAAUACUCAUGACAAUAUUUAUGAUGUACUAUAUGUAUAACCAAAACUUUAAUAUCCAUGUUGUCAUGAUACUUAGAACUGUACGGGUUAGUCCACCAUCUACAAAAAUAUAAAAAAAAUGAAUAUGAUACAAUACACUUGUAUAGAUACAAAUGUAUAUAACUUAAUAAAGUAAACCCAGGGAAAUAAAAGUAGCUAUAACAUUUAGUUUAAUCCACUUUUUCUACAAAAUUACACACAAUUUAAUUAAGUUGUCUAACCAUUUUAGUUAAUUUACCAACUUCAUCAGACAUGGAUGAGCAAAUUGCUCAACCAUCCUGGAGUAACUGGAGGUUAAAUUGCAAGCAUUGACCUUAUACUGCAAUUGCCAUUCAAAGGCACUAAUGUGUAAAUUUGGAGUUUUGUCAUUGAACAAGUCAUCAUACUUGAUGGCACAAAAAGUGUGUGAUUAAAAUGUUCCUUUUUUCCUCAGACAUAUUUAAAAUGUAGACAAAACCUGGACCACAAUUCACACGAUCCUCUUAAAACAGGCCUGUUGCUUGGAAAAUGCAAAAUAUUCAACACAAUUUGUAACUUCAAUAAGUGUUCUCUUUCUUUGCUAUAUGUUCAGAAAGUGUGCAAACAUGUUAAGCAAAAAUUUUAAGUUAUAGUUUAGUCACAUAGCUGCGGGAAGAUGUUUUCAUCAGGGAGUAAUGAACAGAUAUUCAAACACAUCACGCAAGCUCCAUUUUGAAACAAAAGCACGACCUAGUUGGGAAACCUAGGGGAAAUCUGCAGAAGUUGCUAGUGCAAAAUAACAACAAUGGUGUGGACUACUAGUUGUAGUUGCUGAAUACAAUGUUGCCUUUAAUUGACAUCUAAACAGAUGAACAUUGCUUGUUUUGUGAGUGUAGUCCACCUGACUCACAAAGGAAGCAACUAGGUAGCACGAAUGGUGGAAAGUACAACCUUAAAAGUGACUUUCAGAAUUAUUUCAAGGGGUGCUGAGGCCACAACAGGGGGGAGGGAGGGGCUUCAGCACCCCGCAGCUCUGCUACUUCCCGUGGCUAUGAUUUGCUAUAAAAAAAAAAGUAAAAUGAAAUAAUUGAAAUGAGAACUAAAACUAUUUUUUUUUGUGGUAUAUGUUUCACUGUAAGCAUUUUUACAGUGAAACUACACAGCACAAAGUCCUGUAUUUGUCUUUUAAGGCCAAGCGCAGUCAACAAUAAUAAACCAAUGACAAGAACAUUUUGAUUUAAGGAAAAAUGAACACCUGAAAAUUUGGCCUGUUUGGCUAACUACAUGAUAUUGCAAGGCUGAUUUCAUCAUAACAGACCAAUGACUUGUCAGACUAAUUAUUUAUAAUCAGAUAAAUAAUCAGGACCAAAUGAGGCUCAUGUAUUUAAAAAUGACAUACAUUUACAAAUUACAGUCAUUUAUUAGACUUGAAGGGAUGAUUUCAAAAUUCAAAAUACAUUUUGUGAAAAUACUUUUGCCUUAGUCUACUAUGUCAAGUAUCUCCAAUCUGAAGACGAUGCUGGUGGGCUGUAUUGAAAUCUUGCACCCUCCGUAGAAUUCCUAGAAAACUCUGAUCUAAACUCAGUUCUUUGUUAAAUGACUUUCCUGUGUCUGGCUCAGAGUUCAAAAGAAAUCAAGCAGAAAAGUAAUCGGUCACCAUCGGAAUGUCUAAUGAAAUACAGUAGUUCUGGCAAGAUCUUACGAUUGUCUGACAUUGGAGUCUUCGGUAAAAGUCUUAUUUUCUCACUCUAAACGGUUGCAGUUGACUAAUGUCGAUGAAUGUUUACUAUUGCAAUGAAUGUUGCAUCAUGCAGUCCAUGUUUAUGUUGCCGUAUUUGUUGACUUGUUUCUGCAAUAUAAAUUACAUCAAAAUACUUGGAAUGUGUUGUUAUUUUAUUGUUCACCUGAAGUAUUGUUAGUCUUGUGUAAUCCAGUGAGGUAUAAAAGAACAUUCUUAUUCUUAAUUACCAGACUGAUUACCAAUGUGAGACCUACACAAGUACUGUCUAAGCAACAUUUAAGAGUUUGUGCAAAUACUUUCAAAAUAAAGUCAUCCAUUUA